AGCUUUUGCGAGAACUUGGUGUUUUUAUCUUCGCUGUGAUUUUCGCCCGCGCUGUUGUUACCGCUGUCAGCUGUCCACUUGCGCGCACUUUGGAAAGCGUUGACUGCGAAAGGAAGGGUCGUUGGCGUGAGCAAGCGAGGCGAGUCACUCUGAAUUGCCGCUGGCGCUGUGGAAAAAUCAAUUCAGGCGGGCUCAGGCACCUCACCUUUGGCGACCGGCAGCGAUAACAGGCCGGAAUCAUGGCUACGGGAACGUUCGACUCCUGGGAUGCGGCCGUCCUGAUUAGUAUCCUGGUGAUCUCGGCGCUAAUUGGCAUCUACUACCGCUACACGGGCGGCAAGCAGAAGACCACGCAGGAGUACCUGAUGGCCAACCAGAGCAUGACCACCUUCCCGGUAUCCUUCAGCCUGAUGGCCAGCUUCAUGUCCGCCAUCUCGCUGAUGGGAGUCUCCAACGAAUCAUACCAAUUCGGUACCAUGUUCUGUGUGAUAAACAUUGCCUAUUGGAUAAGCACACCGAUCGCGGCCUAUGUGUUUCUGCCAGUGUUCUACCGAAUGCGAACCACCAGUGUUUACGAGUACCUGGAACGGCGCUUUGGUCAGGCCACGCGUCUGUCCGCCUCUCUGGCCUUCGCCAUCCAAAUGGUGCUCUACAUGGGCAUUGCUCUGUAUGCACCGGCUCUGGCGCUGGAGGCCGUAACUGGAAUACCACGGACGGCAGCCAUUCUGGUCAUUGGGCUGGUGUGCACCUUCUACUCCACGUUGGGCGGCCUAAAGGCAGUCCUCAUCACGGAUGUAUUUCAAUCGUUCCUGAUGUUCGCAGCCAUCUAUGCCGUGAUUGCUGUGUCGGCGAUUAAGGCCGGAGGCUUUGCGGUCAUUUGGGAGGUGGCUGUGGAGCGUGGACGGGUUCAGUUCGACGACUUUUCGCUGGAUCCAACCGUGAGGCACACCUGGUGGUCACUCAUCAUUGGCGGCAUGGUCACCUAUCUGUCUCUGUAUGGCGUUAACCAGACGCAGAUUCAGCGACUUUUGAGUGUACGCAAUCUGAAGAGUGCUCAGUCGGCAUUGUGGUGGAACCUGCCCAUUCUGGGACUCUUGAGCUUCAGCACCAUCUUUAGCGGCCUGGCCAUUUUCUACUACUAUCGAGACUGUGAUCCCCUGCUGGAGGGGCGCAUCAAAUCUCGCGACCAGCUGAUGCCGCUGUUCGCUGUGGACACGAUGGGUCAAUACCCCGGCCUAUGCGGUCUGUUUGUAUCCGGUAUUUUCUCCGCCAGUCUGUCGACGAUUUCAUCGGCAGUCACCUCUCUAUCGGCCGUGACGCUAGAGGAUUAUCUGAAGCCAUUGUACAAGGCGAUAUUCAAGAGAACACUCAUUGACUCCCAGUCAACGCUGCCCACCAAAGUGAUGGCCUUCCUCUUUGGCCUGCUGUGCAUUGGACUGGCCUUUGGAGCUGGAUCUCUGGGCGGCGUCCUGCAGGCCUCGCUCACCAUCUUCGGAGUUGUGGGCGGACCGCUGCUGGCCCUCUUCAGCCUGGGUGUUUGCACGACGCGUACAAACCAGCGGGGCGCUCUGCUGGGCUUCCUGGUGUCCCUAAUUAUCUCCUUCUGGAUCGGUUUCGGUGGACCCAAGCCCAGUUCCGUUCCCCUGAGCUUCAGCAUGUCGGGCUGUGAAAAUGCCACAGCUCUGGCUGCCCAAGCCCUCCAGCUGAGUGCAAACAGCAGCCCGGUGGUCAUCGAACCGCACUACUUCUGGCUGUAUCGCCUCUCCUAUAUGUGGAGCUGUGUAAUCGGCUUUAUCGUUGCUGUAUUCGUCGGCUAUGUGGGCAGCAUAGUGCUGGCGCACUUUGGAUGGGCUGAGAACUCUGAAAUCUACUUGGACAAGUAUCAGAAUCAGCUGGACUACGACCUCUUCGCACCUAUUCUGUCGCGUCGCUGGCGGCGCCAGGCGGAGAGCAGACAACACCUAACAACAACUCAGGAUGAAGCACUGACCAAACUCACGCGGCAGUAGAAGUUCCUCGGAAUUAUAAAUCUAGAAUUAGUGUAUAUUUAUAUGAAGAGCAAAGAAUUUCCAGGAGACUUUCUGCUUUUUACGGAUGUCGUACCUAAAAAGUGCAUAACAAUGUGACCUUUUUGUAUACCUGUGUGAACGAAGCUGGCAUAUACAGUGGUCAGUUCGACCAAAACAGAGUCUUCCAUAUUUAUAAACGCAACGAUAAUUAUCACAUGUUCACAAGAAAAUCAUUAAACAUACCUCGUAGGCAUAGUUAAAUUGAA
This is a messenger RNA of Drosophila serrata, 2275 nucleotides long. RefSeq names its product putative sodium-dependent multivitamin transporter. Gene Ontology annotation, biological process: transmembrane transport; sodium ion transport. Gene Ontology annotation, molecular function: symporter activity. The record is from RefSeq and is a predicted model, not a curated record. Gene Ontology annotation, cellular component: membrane. NCBI's taxonomy places the organism in Eukaryota, Metazoa, Arthropoda, Insecta, Diptera, Drosophilidae.